GUUGAAGGGUGUAAGCCUGUAAGGACGGUCAGUGUGCGUGUGGUCUUCGUAAGAGGUGGACGUUGCGCAAACCCGCCUGUUCGGACUGGAUUUCCCGUGUCGUCCUCUUGGCGCUUCUGAUCUCUGCAGGGAAUAGGUGUUCACCCAAAUUGAGGUCAAGGAAUCGAGUAGCGAGCAAUAGCUUCGUGUAGGAAGUAACUGCGUCUACUGCAUAGUGUUGCCGAGGGCUUCGGGAACCACUGACUUACCAAACCGACCCUUCUUCUGCAUUCCCCGACUUGCACCCACACACACACACCUAGUCCUCCUCCUCCUCCUCCUCCUCGUCCUCCUCUUCCUCCUCCUCCUACCUACCUACCGUAUUCUUCUCCCUGCUCGUCAGCUAGAGCAACCUCCUUCCUUCCUGCUUCGAAGCUCUCGUCUUGGACUUCCGCCAUUGGCUCCGACUUCAACAGGACCAAGUGAACAUCUGGAAGCGGUUCCUGAGAAAAGCCAAAAGCCAAAUUCGAAAAAUCUUAAAGUUUCUCCGAGACGCCUCAGCCAAGGGCGUCCUGCGGGAAUCCGUCAAGAUAUCCUGCAUCCUACGUCGUGUCUUUUCCGGUAGAAAGACUCUUUUAACAGACAUUCAGUGACCUGUCUGUCGCCCUAGUGAAGUCUGUGGUGGCCUCGUUGGUACUGCAGCGCCCCUUUGCGAAGUAUCCUUUUUUUAAUACCGGUGGAGUGAGAGAGCGCCGAGCCCAAGAUGGCGUGGCUGAGCACCGAGUUCUACUUCUACAAGGGCAGUGCCCCUUGCCGAGCUGUCUGGAUGACGCUCAAGGCCCUCAACGUCGAGUACGAGGAGAAGCACGUGGAUCUCCUCAAGGCCGAGAACAAGAGGCCUUGGUUCGUGAGGUUAAAUCCCCAGCAUACAGUGCCAACCAUAAGUGAUCAGGGAUUCGUCUUGUGGGAGAGCCGAGCCAUCAUGAUGUACCUGGUGAAUAAGUAUGCAACUGAGGAGAACCAGUAUUUAUAUCCCAAGGAUCCCGAGGAGAGAGGGAAAGUGGACAGGAUGCUUUUCUUCGACAUGGGCACCUUCUAUCAUGCAAUCAAAGAAUACUUUCGUAAGAAACCUCGACCAUUUCAGGGCCCAAAGAUCCACCAAGGAAUGUCCCCUGAGCAGGAGAAGGAAAAUCUGCUGAAGACGAGUCUCGACUACCUGGACCAGUUCUUAGAAUCUGGGGGCGUUCCCUACCUGUGUGGGGAGAGAAUCACCAUCGCUGACAUCGCAGUUUUGGCAUCAAUUACGGAACUUGAUGCCUUAGAUUAUAAUUACAAAUGUUUCGGAGAAGUCCUCAGAUGGUCGCAGAGGAUGAAGGAGAACUUCCCUCAUUACAAGGCAUGCUGCUUAGAAGGUGUUGAAAUGACGAAAGCAAGAGUGAAGCAACUGGAGGAUGACCUCAAGAAACAGAUGGAGAAAGAGCGUAAAGCUUCUAUCACUAAGAAAUAACUUUUGGGAAGUGGCACUGAAGAAAUCUAAAGAAUGUUUACAAUUUAUUCUUUUGACCGUUACUUCCAAGGAUCUCUCUCUCUCUCUCUCACUCUCCCUCAUUAUAUACGUAUGUACGUAUGUAUAUAAUUGUAUACGUACAUGCAUUAUAUAAGGCCACAGUGUACUUAUGUACGUAUGUAUGUAUAGAUAGACUUUAUACAGUAUGUAUGCACCUGUACGUAUAUAUGCAACAUAUUUAUGCCUAUAUGUUCACACACUUAAUUUAUGAAAUUGACAACCAAAGUAAAAUUUUAGAUGAACUAAAUCUUUUGUGAUAUAAUAUGAAUAAUUAAAGAGAGCUGUAGACGUAAGCACUUGGAAACUGGAUUUUCUAAAAAAAACAGUUAUGUAGUUCUAACAAAAGCAAAAGUUCAAGUAGAAAUGAACUUUGAGUUUGAACUCAAAAUAAAAAGUUGUUAAUGAUACACAAACUCCUACUGUUAAGAUUUUUACCUUAUUCACAUUUUAUUGUUGAAAUGUUGUAUUCGUUUUUCCUUUACCUUUUGAAAAACAAAAAUACUGCCAUCUCAUUUACUGUACUGCGUGAUUUUUUUAAUGAAAAACUUGUAUAGAUUUAAAGAAAACAGCUGUUCUAAUAUAUGUAGUACUGUAAUUUAUGGCUAUUCUUUUGGAAAGUGUUUAAUUAUUACCUUACUGUGACUCCCUAUAAAGGGAAAAAAUUGUUUUACACAAGUAAUGCUAUGAAUCUCAUUUAAUGCUAUAAAUCUCAUUUAAUAUUAGAAUCCAUCAUGUCUUGGGAAUAACUUCCACCCCUGGCAAAUAAUAAGAGUUUCAUCUGCCCUUGCCAGAAUUUGAGACUGGGCCUUUGGAUUACACACACAGAAAUAGUUGACCCUGACCAUUGUAAUUCCCAUGGAUGCAAGUUAUUCCCGUUAUUCAGUAUUAAAUGUUAUUUGUGAAUACCAUAUGUAUAGUCACGCAGGUGUAUAAACUAUGCCGCAUAAGGGUAUGUUUAACAUGCGAGUACGAAAUGAUCUUUCCAUUUAAAAGACAAUACUGUACAGUAUAUCUUCCAAUAAUUAUCUGGUCUUGUAACAAUGAAUGAAGUUCUGCUUUGAGUUCAUUUACAGUUGUAAAGCAGCAAUCAUUCUGUGAGCUAGAUCAGUUGCAUAAAUGACACUUCAAGGCUACUUCCUAAAAAAAAUACAAUACACUACUGUACUUUGACAAUGUCAAAACCAUUUGCAUAGCAACAAAAUAAUUAUCUAGCCUAAGUGAAAGGUAAUGUUGUCAUUUUUUAGGAAUACAGGUAUAUCCAGUUUGCAGGUCACCUAUACAAUUUUGUUGCUUAUUAGGCCAGAUCCAGCUAUGCAUUGGUUGAGCAAGGAACUUCAAUUUGGCAAAAGCAUACAUGCUGUGAGAAUUUAACCUGAUAAUGAAGGGAUAUGAAGGGGUCUAUCAUAGGAAUGCAUCCACUUAAAAGGCAGGGAUAUCAUGUGUCUUCCAUAGUGAUAAAAUUAGCUUCCAGAAAAAUUUCCAAAUUUAGGGAUAUAUCUGUAUCCAGCUUAUAAGCAAGGGAUUCUAAGUUCUCUAUCUCAGGGAUAUGUCCAGUUUGUUAGUCCAAGAUUCCAAAUCACCUCUUGUAGUAACAUUUUAUCUGUUUGUAAGGAAGAAUGAUUGUUAGUAUUUCUUUUCGUCGGCAAAAUUUAGAAUGGGCCACAAGCUUAGAUAUUCCCCUUCAGACAAUUAAAGCAUUAACCGACAUGAGUAUUUGUAAGGUGAACAGCCUUCCCUACAAGGAACUUGAGUUUGAAUGGUAUAAAGCAUAGUAUUUUAGACAAUUUUCAGCUAUGGACGGUUUAACUGGUUUAUUGGGAACAUUUUGUUUAUAGUAUAAAUCCAGGAAGCUCAAAUUGGAAAUAGCAUGCUUGCAAUUGUAAUACUGUACUAAAAGUUUUGCCAAGUUCUGUACAAUUGAGUACACAUAUUAAACCACUUUUAUAAAAAUCAUGCCUUGUUAGUACAGAAAAUUUUUUGAUAAUAUUAGACAGAAUCUUGGGUUAUUUUUAAAUGAAAUACAAUGUAAGGAAAGGUGAAGUGACUUACUUUGUAUAACAAACAAUUACUUAUCCCAUAUUUUUGACAGUAUCCUUAAGGUUGUAAAUUGUGCUUACCAUCUAUUAGCACAGUUGCUUUACAUUUUGUAUCUAUGUAUAAAGCAACUCCCAGCAGUUUGACCUCAAUUACAAUAAAUUUUUUUUUCAUAUGCUUCUAUUUUUAUUUGCUUGCAAUGUAGCUUCAGUGUUUUGAGAUUUUUUGCAUUUACAUUGUUUGGAAAAUUGUGGUUGUUACUCAAAAAACAUAUAUAGGAUAGGUUUUCAGAUUGUGCUGCAAAACAACAGACUAUGUACGUACUCUAUUUGGCAGUUAUCCUUAUGAAAAUCAGUUUACUUUUUACUGAAGAAUUAUUUUUAUUUUUGAUCCUAUAUUUGGAUUUUGUAAAUAUUCCUGAUUCACUAGUCUGCUGUGGUGUAGCAUCUAGAAGUGAGAAAACUGAAAUACUACAUAGAUGACAUAUAUUUGGAUAACCAAAUUUACGUUUUACUUGGUCAUAACCCUUUUCUUCCUGAGUUUCAGGCUCCAACCUAAAAUUCUUUAUUUCAUGAUUUACGGUAGACCAAAACGGAUUUGAAUUUGUUAAUGGAAUUUAUUUUAGUAUCAAAUAUAGUAAUUUAGUGUUUAAGUUUUUAUAUUUUGUUACUGUACUUUUAACAUUAUGUUUUAUGAAUUUUUAGUCUCGCAAGAAGCUAGAGUAUAUACAUCUUACGAUAGUUCUUUGAUAUUUUAUUUUUAUUACAAACAUGGAUUGUUCUUUCUUCAUGAAAGGCCAAAUAAUUGUCCUCUUUUUUGAGAGUUUCCUGAUUUAUUCAUAUGCCAUUUAUGUUUGCCGUACUUAAUGACCCAUGUCUGUUCAGCUGUGUUGCUUUUUAUUAUAUGUAUUGUGUAGAAGUAUUAUUGGCUCCUUAGAAUGAGAUUUGAAAACUUGCAGAUUUUUUUUUUCCCUAUAUUUAUGAUUUAUGCAAAUAUAAGCAAAUUUUGGAUUUAUAGGUUAGUCAGACACUGAUGCUUUUUAUGUCAAAGUGUGUAACAGAGUAGGAUUCCCAUAUAAAUAAGAAGAGACAAAAGUUGUAUUACAAGAGCCCUCUGUGCUCCUCAGUAAGUCCAUAGCUCCAUUGUUUCUUUUCUGUUGAUUUUAUAUGGGCAUUCUACUUCUCCAUCGUGUACUGUUAUUACAGUUAUGUGUGAAAUAAAGUUUAUUGUAUUCUGA
This is a messenger RNA of Macrobrachium nipponense, 4817 nucleotides long. Its product is annotated as glutathione S-transferase 1-like. The record is from RefSeq and is a predicted model, not a curated record. Gene Ontology annotation, molecular function: glutathione transferase activity. NCBI's taxonomy places the organism in Eukaryota, Metazoa, Arthropoda, Malacostraca, Decapoda, Palaemonidae. The transcript has 9 exons. Gene Ontology annotation, biological process: glutathione metabolic process. The coding region runs from base 743 to 1486 and encodes 247 amino acids.